This is a messenger RNA of Notolabrus celidotus (New Zealand spotty), 5601 nucleotides long. RefSeq names its product SH2B adaptor protein 1 (gene sh2b1). Lineage: Eukaryota; Metazoa; Chordata; Actinopteri; Labriformes; Labridae. Gene Ontology annotation, biological process: intracellular signal transduction. Gene Ontology annotation, molecular function: transmembrane receptor protein tyrosine kinase adaptor activity. The record is from RefSeq and is a predicted model, not a curated record. Bases 575 to 3208 code for a protein of 877 amino acids. The transcript has 10 exons. Gene Ontology annotation, cellular component: plasma membrane.
GAGAACAGACAUCCAGAGCGAGAAGAACGCGUCCAGGCAAGGCAGAGCAAUAUUCAUAUUUAGCAACAACAACAACCUUAACCAGAAUGUUAGUCCGUUAUGUGUUCUGAAAGAAUGAUGCAGUUUCUGCCAGCUCCAGUAACAGACCCGGAUGAGCCCGCUGGACUGUGAUGUACAGGAUGUGGCUUAACUUCUCUGCAUGCAUGACAGAUGGCGACGAAGGGGCAGAUCUUGUGAAUCCCACACACCUAACCUCCUCUACUCUUCCUUUUACUGGCGGUCCAAAUCUGAUAUUUCUGUCUUAAAAGAACUUAAUAUAACAAAAUAAUGUAGCAGAAAGCUCAGUGUUGGAGAUAUUUGACCUCUUUUAAUCCCAUCCUGCAUGGGUCUGGUGCAUUUUAACUCUUAUUUUAGAUGGGGCUGAGCACAACACUUAAGUUCACACUCAUUUGUAAAUUACUAGACCAAUGUGCCGUGUUUGCCCCCGGUCAGCUGUGCAAUCACUUCAGCUUUCUGUUGUUUGAAGUGAUUUGAUAGACCAUCGAGUCAAUCAGCGUCCCCGCCUUUCAGGAGCAUGAAUGGCUCUCUUUUAACCCCGCCCAGCCCGCGGGCGGCGAACACCUCUCCUUUACCUCCCUCCCCCUCCCCAUCUCCAUCCCCUCCUUCUCCCUCUCUGUUACCCCUGUCUCCCCGGCCUCCCCCCCUGCCACCUCUAGUGAGCCCUCCUCCCCAGGCUCACCCGUCUUCCCUGUCAGACACCCCCACACCGUCCCCUUCUCCUUGCCUGAGCUGGACCGAAUUCUGUGAGCUUCAUGCCCGCGUUGCAGCCGGUGACUUUGCACGCCACUUCCGGGCGUUUCUCCUGGAAAACCCACACUACUCCCCGGACUCAGCGGCUGCCUUCUGCCGGCGCUUCACUGACCGCUUUGUUCGUCACUUCCAGAGUGAGCUUGAGGGGGCGCUUCCUCCGAGCUGUACCUCUGGGAGGGAAGAUAUGGUGAGCUGGGCUCCGCAGUCAGACGCUACGUCCCUGGAAGAGGAGGCGGUCUCUCCCUUGUCAGCGUCGGGGGGAGCGGUCCUCCCAUGUCCCCCAACUAACGCAACACGGGCAUCCAAGCCCGCACCAACACGACUUGUAUUAGAGAACCGCAGCGGGGACAGGUUUCAGGAUUCUUACGCCCACGGCCAAGUCCUGCCUCCAUCUUCAUCAUCGUCAUGUUGCUCCUCAUUGGGGGGAAACAAUGGUCGGCGUGAAGAGCGGGGGGCCAUGGUCGCCCCUGGGAAUGGGGAAGCACCGGUUGAGGAAGAGGAGGACAGCUGGUUAGGGGUAGCGUCUGUAGGGGAGGAUGUUGAGCCAGAGGAGCGGGACGCCGAGUCCACAGAGGUGGAUGGUGCAGACCCCUCCCACAACCCUCAGAUUACACCUUCCUCUUCCUCGGUCACUCCUCCGCCUGGCUCCAAAGGUAACAGUACACCCAACUCCAAAAACAAACUGAAGAAGCGCUUUUCCCUGCGGAGUGUGGGUCGUAGUGUGCGGGGGAGUGUCCGGGGCAUUCUGCACUGGCGAAGCUCCUCCAGUGACUCUGCCCAGAGCCAGCUGCCCUCCAGCUACAGUUACACCAUGGGUGUGCAGGAUGCUACCUUAGUUUCAGCCUCAAAGAGGAACUCUGGUACACAACCUCCCACACCCACCUCCUCCAUGCCCGUGUCUCUAUCCAUGCCCCUUUCCCUUCCCCACUCCUCCUCUUCUUCCCUGCCCCCCUCAUCUUCAAGCAGCGCCACCUCUCUGUCUCUAUCAGAGGCCGCCCGGGAUCGGCGGCGGAGCAACGGCGAAGGAGGCGAAAAGGAGAAGUGGAGCCAUCGUCUUGAAAAACUCAGACUGUCACGAUCCCCUCCUCCCGCCCUCGUGCUAACCACCGCCUCCACUCUGCCUCCGAGCAGUGCUGCUGCCGCCGCCAUUGGACCUCUGAGGAAGGUGGGCCGGCUGGUUCGGGAGGGCGGGGUGAGCGUGAGUUCAUCCAACGACGAGUUGAGCGCGAGCCAUGGCUUCUCUGGCUUCUCUUUCGGUCUACUGCACCACGUUACGGACAACAACAACGCUGCCUCAGCCUCGUCAGCUUCAGGUCAGGCGCCAGUGCAGCCUCUGGCCAGCGGAGGGAACGUACCCUGGAGGGGAGGACGCUGGCACAAGUGUCGCCUGGUCCUCAGAGAGCGGGACAGAGAGGGUGGUGAGCGGGGAGAGGAGUACUACUUGGAAUUCUUCAUUCCACCUAAAUCAUCAAAGCCGCGGCUGACUGUCCCUUGCUGCUCGAUCGUGGAUGUGAGGAGCACCACAGCGCUGGAGGUCCCUGACAAGGAGAACACGUUCCUCCUGCAGCUGGAAGGACUGGCGCAGUACGUCAUUGAAACUCGUGAUGCUGUACAGAUGAGAGCGUGGCUGAGCGACAUAAGGAAUGGAAUCUGUCUCAGUGAACAGGAAGAUGCUGAAGGUGUGUGUGGGGGGCCGUUGGACAUCAGUGGAACACCUGAGAUUGUUGACCGCCUGUCACAAGUGUGUUAUGGAGGUAUUGGAGGCUCCUCUCCUCUGAUGGAUCCUCUCCCCCCGGAGCUGCCACCUCGAGCCCCUCUCGACGAACCAGACAGCAGGAUACUCGGGGGAGGCGGAGCAAGUCUCGGCACACCUUUUGCUGAGACGCCAGAUGCAACAGGUUCCUUCCUGUUCUCUGAGACGACCACUGCCGAGGCGGUGGAGCACCCUCUCAGUGAGUGUCAGUGGUUCCACGGCACCCUGUCCCGUCUCAAAGCUGCUCAGCUGGUCUUGGCUGGAGGCCCGGCCAGCCACGGUGUCUUCUUGGUUCGGCAGAGUGAGACACGACGUGGAGAAUAUGUCCUCACCUUUAACUUCCAGGGCAAGGCGAAGCACCUCCGUCUUUCCCUGAACGAAGACGGUCAGUGCCGGGUGCAGCACCUCUGGUUCCAGUCCAUCUUCGACAUGUUGGAGCAUUUCCGGGUGCACCCGAUCCCCCUGGAGUCUGGCGGCGCCUCAGACGUCACACUCAUUAGCUUUGUGGGUGCCACCGCUGUUCGCCAGCCAGGCCGGGACAGGGCAGGCAGUCGGCCUACAGUCUGUGAUGUCAUCACCACGCGCCAUCCUGACUCUCCAUCAACCCCCAUCUCUGACUGUGUACUUGACCAGCAGACCCCGUAGCCCGCCUCAGCCUCCUCCCCUGCCGCCGGGUCGACCGCCGCCCCCAACUCCUCCCCAGGAGAGAGGAAACGAGACAGAGGUGGUGGGAGCAGGAGGAGCAGCAGGAGCAGGAGGAGGAGGUGGAGGAGGUGGAAGUGGUGGUGGAGGAGUUGGAGGUGGGGCAGCACCUGUGGUGACGACGACAGGAGCAGGAGGAGCAGCGGUGGCGGUGGCGGCGGUGGCAGCGGCGGGAGGAAGUGGAGGCAGCGGAGGUGGCAGUGGAGGAGGAGUGGAGGACUGGGAGGAGAGGGACAGGGACACUCCUCUUCGCCAACUAGAAGCCGUGGAAGGGGAGGAGAGGGACGGAGCGAGGGCGCCCCGAGCCAUCGAUAACCAGUACUCCUUCUUCUGAUGAAGGGAAGGCCAGGAGGAGAAAGGAGAGGAGGAAGAGGAGGAGUGUGUAUGUGUGUGUGUUAGUGCCAGAGCGUGCGUGUGUGUGAGCGAACGUGAGAUUGGAUGAGGCGGCGUACAUCAUAGCCAUUCAUAACCAGUAUUUUUAUUUUGUUAGCAAGGUGGAGGAGGAGGAGGAGGAGGAGGAGGAGGAGGAGGAGGGGUAAAAGUACUAACACUAAACAGAGAGAGGGAGAGAAGAGGAAGCAGAUGAAGAGACGGUGAGAGCAGCUUUACACCACUAACUAGCGGUACAUUUCUUUUUGUUUUUAGUCCGAUAAGCUUUGUUUUUUGCCGGUACGCCUCACAGCAGCGCGAGCCCUGUGAAGCCAGCAGUCCCAAUACCUCACAGCGGUCCUGCCGAGACAGCACAGGCCAGCAGAGGCCAAACACACUCUACACACACUCGUACUGUGGCCGAUAGACCUGAAACCUUACACUCUCAUUAGAGCGGAGACGACGUUAAAGCCUGUAGACUGUAGAGGUUUGAAACCUGCUCACACUAAAUCUCUCUCUCCAAAGCCCCAGACUGAACUCACAACAUCUAUCAUCACUCUUACAGGAUGCAGGAGUUGCUGGUCUGCUGUAACUCAGUCUGUUAGCCUGCUUCUUUGUGUUAUUGUGUGAAUUUGGUGCUUAUAAUAGUUGGUUCAGAUCCAACGUAGUAUUUGUGUAACACAGAAUGACACAAAUGAUCUGAUCGACCGAGGCAGCAGGCGACCAGGAACUCCUGUGCUCUCUGAGAGUGUUUUAGUCUGUGACCUUUGGUGGCUUUAAGAAUAGAGAGAUAAAACGUUUGUCUCUGUCGUGUAGAAAGAUCUGCAUCAUGAUGUUUUUCUUUCAAUGUUUUUAUUGCACUUAAAUCUCAGCUGCAUCAUUUUCUCCAGGAGGCUCGUUCCUCUGUGGUACAUCAGAUUCAGCGGGUUCCCCUUGCUCUUGGUACUGACAGUUUCCCACCUCUCCUGUUGGACUCACAACACUUAAACCUUUUUAUGAUGGUACGAUUUUAAAGAGUCCUCUAAUGUAAGAAAGGAAAAUAACUGUCUCUGUCUUUAUUUCUGAACAAAAUGACUGAUUUCUUCGUUUUGACGUCGUCUCCACGCUAGUGACGGUGUAGCGUCUCGGGUCUGUGUUGCACAUAGACUAGAGCAGGCAGGAAACAUUUACCUCAGUCACACUCAGCAGCAUCACGAGGUCUAUGUCUCUCUAUCUUUUCUCUCUCUCUUUCUUUCUGACACUCAAAGUAAAGAGACGCUAAACUGACGUUUUUCCUUUCAGAGAGUAAUUAUUGAUGAAACCAAUAACAAUAAUAUUAAUGGAAAUAAUAAUAAUGACGGUCAUAAUAAUAAUAGUGUUAAUUUUAUUUGUUUUUAUUUUGUAUGCAUACUCCAUGUAACACAUGUUCCAACUCCAUCUUGUAAUUCAAAUGUGUCUGUGCCUUUUUUGUUUUUUGGAAAAGAAGGAAAAAAAAAACAAGGUUUUACUAAACGCCUCGUUUUCAAGGCUUUACGGUAUCCUCACUCGUUCAUGCUGUCUUCUCCUCCUCAACCUCGUCCUCCAUUCAUCAAAAAAGAUAUAUACAGUUAGCAGAAAAUGUCAAUGAGAAUACCUACUUUUUCUACUUGUGCCUUUCUGUGUCUGCAUUUGUGUCGCUCUGUCUCCAUUCAUCUCUCAGUUUAGAGCUUGCCUGUUUCUUUAUACACCAUGUAUCGUCCCCAGUCAUUUCUACCAGACUUUCUUUGCUCAUGUAUUUGUCUAUAUGCAGCCCCCCGAACCCCCCAACCCCAAUCAUCAUGUUCUAUGUCCUUUUCUCAGUUUUAAAACUCUUUGUGCCUUUCUCUGUCUCUUUUCUCUCUUUGCUGGGACCGUGUGUUGAGGGCGGACAGUGUUGUCUGUCCACCCGUGUUGUUAGUUUCAGGUACUACAUUGAAUUUAAUGAUAUAAUAUAAAUAUAGUGAAACAUG